AUGAGUUCCAGAAAUGCAAAAAAACACGCAAACAAAAAAAUAAGCUUAAAUAAUUCAAAUAAAAGAGGUCGCAAGAAACAAGCAGUUGUUUCACCGUCAGAUGAUCUUAAUGAACUUUUAAAUGAUACUACUAUUUUGAAAAGUACAAGCACUAAAAGAGGUCGCAAAAAGAAGCAACAAGAAGAAAUAGUAAAAAUAAAAGAGGACACAAAAAAAAAGCAUGAAAUGGUUGCAUCUCAAACAUCACAAAUAAUCACUGAACUUUUGAAAGAUAGUGUUUCUAAUAACAAUGAUGAUAAUGAUGGUAUUCUUUCCGACGGCAAUAUUUCUAAUGAUAGUGGUGUUCUCAAUAAUGAUGAAAGGUUUAAUGAUAGUGAUAGUUUUAACGAUUAUGAGUCUGUAGCUCAAGACUUUGCAACUAUCUCCUUAAGGCCGAUAUCACUGCUAAAAACAGAAUCUAAUAAUCAGAGAAAGUCAAUGUUUAACUCAAGGAGCAAUAAUCAAAUUCAAAAUGAUAUUAUUUCUUUGAACAGAAUAGCAUCUUCAAGACCAAUGUCGAUUUCUGAUUCAGAAUCAAGAAAUGAAUUAGAUAUUUCUAAUAGAACAUCAAGAAUCAAACUGACAACAGUUCCGGAUUCAAGAACAAAUAGUCAAAUUGACUAUAUUUCUCUAAAUAGAACUUUAAGAUCAAGACCAAUGUCUCCUUUGGAGUCAGGCGAUAAUAUGAUGAAUAUUCGGAUGAAUAAUACUUGUAAUGUAAUGAAUAAUUCAACUAUUCAUUUUGAUACAACUGAUAAUAGUGUUCCUUCGUCCUUUAAUAAAAUGAUGAUUUAUCAACUUUGUUCUUGGUUAUGCGAGAAUCCCAAUAUUUUGCAACUAGCAAAUAAUAUGAAUCUAUCAAUGCAAGCACCAGUAAUAGAAAGAUUACAGCUUAUGCCUUCAAACUCACCUGGAUCAUUAGCUAUGUUGCAACCUCGAGAGGAUAAGACAAAGACCUGUCGCGAUUUUCUAGAAGAAUUGAAAUAUCUUUUUCUUCGUAUUCAGAAUCUUAAGAAGAGUGUGUUUGAGGAGUUGGUGCUGAAAAUCUUCAAGUGUGAACUUAAUUCUGCUGAAGGCAUCGA
Racocetra fulgida is the source of this 1121-nucleotide messenger RNA. The record is from the annotation of a GenBank genome assembly. NCBI's taxonomy places the organism in Eukaryota, Fungi, Glomeromycota, Glomeromycetes, Diversisporales, Gigasporaceae.